Paramacrobiotus metropolitanus is the source of this 543-nucleotide messenger RNA. RefSeq names its product proteinase-activated receptor 3-like. Lineage: Eukaryota; Metazoa; Tardigrada; Eutardigrada; Parachela; Macrobiotidae. Gene Ontology annotation, cellular component: membrane. The transcript has a single exon. Gene Ontology annotation, biological process: phospholipase C-activating G protein-coupled receptor signaling pathway; positive regulation of Rho protein signal transduction. Bases 1 to 543 code for a protein of 180 amino acids. Gene Ontology annotation, molecular function: G protein-coupled receptor activity. The record is from RefSeq and is a predicted model, not a curated record.
AUGAAUAAUUCAACUCGCGCAGACGAUUGGAAAACUGCUGAUGUACUGUCACCCUACUCCGCUACCGUCAUUGUGGCCAGCGUAUAUUCCUUAAUUCUCCUGCUAAUCAUCAUCUUCAACAUACUGGCGUUGUGGUCGUUGUACAGAGCCAAAACCGAGCACUCCACUUCCUUCAGCGUUUAUUUAGCUCAUCUGUUCGUGAUGAAUAUAUUAGCCAGUAUAACUGUUGUCCCAUUGGACGUGGUGGACACUCUGCUCAACAAUAACCUAACGGCGAAUCAGUGCGCGUUUGCUAUAUUCUCGAACCGGGGACUCUUCGCCAUUGUCGUUAAUUCCCAUCUGCUGAUCACCAUCAACCGAUUGUGGGCGGUACUGUGGCCGCAUAAUUACCGCGAAGUACACACCGUCCGUUUCGCCGGCCUGUCGUGUCUGAUUUUAUGGCUGUACGUGUUUGUGUGGGUUCUGCCGGCUUUCACGUACCGCGUCAGUCACACCACUGAUUACCCCUGUCACUUGGAUAUCAUGGACUUCCCGGUUAAUUAG